AUGGGGCGAGUUUGCUAUGAACAGUGGCAGGAAGUGUGUAGACAGCUGGAGAUACGAUGUUCGUUCACCAUAGCAUAUCAUCCUAGUUCAAAUGGUUUAGUUGAACGGACAAACAGGGUUGUGAAGGAUGCCCUUGCUAUGCUUGUGGCUGAUAAACCAGGGAGGUGGCCGCUAUAUCUGACCUCCGUAAGGUUAGCCAUAAAUUCAGCCAUACAUCGCUCGGUGGGGGACCAGCCUCUUUACCUCCUUACUGGGAAGAUGGCCUUGUUUCCCAGGGGACUCACCAACCAAGUAACGACGGACACUAAUCUCAGGGUGCAACAGCUGGCUAAGGCCAGGCAGCUUGCCAUUGCUGCUUCUCUCCGUUCCAGAGAGGCCAAUGCACAGGCGCACAAUCGGAAAGUUCGCUCUACCUGGCAGCCGGAGGAAGGUGCGCUCGUCCUCCGUAGGGACUUUACCGGAGGGGCGUUACAGGACCGAUGGCAAGGUCCCUGUAGAGUGAUCAAGCAAAUAGGUCCCGUUGUAUUCGAGGUUAAAGACCUUCAGCCCCCUUAUCGUAUAGUGAAGCAGCACAGAGAUCAGUUGAAAAUGUAUCUCCCUCCUGCUGAACUAGACUAUGUUGAGGUUGGAGACAGACUGCCUUCUGAUCCCCCAGGUGUUGACGGUCCGUUGCCAGGCCGUCCCCCAGACGUAGCAGCACCUGUACAUGUGCUUGAUGACUUCGGGUAUGACCGGACGGAAGACGAAUUUAGUAAUUCGGGACCCCAGGUCUCCUAG
Messenger RNA from Penaeus vannamei (Pacific white shrimp), 777 nucleotides. Lineage: Eukaryota; Metazoa; Arthropoda; Malacostraca; Decapoda; Penaeidae. The record is from RefSeq and is a predicted model, not a curated record.